Messenger RNA from Monodelphis domestica (gray short-tailed opossum), 3768 nucleotides. RefSeq names its product reticulon 4 receptor like 1 (gene RTN4RL1). The record is from RefSeq and is a predicted model, not a curated record. Gene Ontology annotation, cellular component: plasma membrane. NCBI's taxonomy places the organism in Eukaryota, Metazoa, Chordata, Mammalia, Didelphimorphia, Didelphidae. Gene Ontology annotation, molecular function: protein binding.
GAGGAGGGAGGGAGAGAGGGAGGGAGGGGAGAGAAGGAGAGCUGGGGGAGGCGGGGGGAGGAAGGGAGGCGCCCCGCUCCGCGGCUCCUCCGUGUCCUGCAAACGCUCGGCGGGCGCUUUCCUGCGAGCAGCGCGCUCCGGGCCAAGCGCCCAUUUGCAGCAGCAGCCCGAGGGGGCGGGGAGGGAGGGGGCCGUGGCCCACCAGCCAAGGGGGCGGCUUCUCCCCUCAAAACCGCCGCCAAAGUGCUAGAGCCGGCAGAGGCGCGGGAGAAACGAGCGAGUAAGAGAACGCCCUGGUCGUGGCCGCCGCCGCCGCCGCCGCAGCCGUAGCCGGUUCCCGUGCAGGAGCAGCUCCCAGCCCGGCCCGAGGCAUCUCCAAGCGGACUCACCCCGGCCGAGCGCGAGCGGCCGCCCCUCUUCCGGAGUGGGGCAGGGCAGGGCAGGGCAGGGCAGGGCAGAGCCGUGCUGCCGCAGCACUUGGCCGCCCGGCGGCUCUCCCCUCGGAGGCGGCACGGGGCUGGGACUCAGGAUGCCCCUGCGGAGCCAGGGAGCUGGGCAGGAGCAGGUCGCCGGGGCGCCCCCAGCUCCGCGCCCUCGGAUUAGCCGCAGCUCCCACCCAGGGAUUUGAAGCUGGACCCCGCGUGGGACCGCCCCAUCUCCGGCCUCUGACAGAGCGGCGGCCCCGCGGCCAAGAUGCUCGCGAAAGGUCACUAUGUGAAGUUGUUCCUGGUGCUUUGUGGCCUGGAGCUCCAGGUGGGCGUCUGCUGCCCCGUGGACUGUGUGUGCUACCCGGCGCCCAUGACCGUCAGCUGCCAGGCACACAACUUUGCCGCCAUCCCCGAGGGCAUCCCCGAGGACAGUGAGCGCAUCUUUCUGCAGAACAACCAGAUCAGCUUCCUUCUCCCAGGCCACUUCAGCCCCUCCAUGGUCACGCUCUGGAUCUACUCCAACAACAUCACCUUCAUCGACCCUGACACCUUCAAGGGCUUUGUGCACCUGGAGGAACUGGACCUGGGGGACAACCGCCACCUGCGGACUUUGGCCCCCGAGACCUUCCAGGGCCUGGCCAGACUGCACGCCCUCUACCUGUACAAGUGCGGCCUCAGCUCCCUGCCCGCCGGCAUCUUCGGCGGCCUCCACAACCUCCAGUAUCUCUACCUACAGGACAAUCACAUCGAGUUUCUGCAGGACGACAUCUUUGUGGACCUCGUCAACCUCAGCCACUUAUUCCUCCACGGCAAUAAGCUCUGGAAGCUCACCCAGAACACCUUCCGCGGCCUGGUCAACCUGGACCGCCUGCUCCUACAUGAGAACCACCUGCAGCUGGUGCAGCCUCGGGCCUUCCACGACCUCCAGAGACUCACCACCCUCUUCCUGUUCAACAACAGCCUCUCAGAAGUGCAGGGCGACUGCCUCACCUACCUGGGGGCCCUCGAGUUUCUGCGGCUCAACGGCAACCCCUGGGACUGCGGCUGCCGGGCCCGGUCCUUGUGGGAGUGGCUGCGGAGGUUCCGGGGGUCCAGCUCCAGCGUGCUCUGCGCUUCCCCCGAGUGGAUGCAGGGCCGGGACCUGAAGCUGCUUCAGGCCCAGGAUUUCAGGAACUGCACAGGGGCCGAGUCUCUGCACCAGCUCAAGUCCCACACGCUUGCCACCACCGACCGGGCCGCUCACAAGGAGCAUCCCCCUCCUGCCCACGGCGGUCCCAAGGAGAAGGGGUCCCAGCACAGCUUCCAUGGCCACCAGCCCGGCUCCCGUCCGGGUUCCAGGAAGCCUGGCAAGAACUGUACUAACUACAGGAACCGGAACCACAUCUCCAAGCCGGGGGCUGGUGGGGCCCGGAAAAACGGUCACGAGGUCCAGGACUACAUACCCGACUACCACCACAAGUUCAGCUUUGACAUGAUGCCCACAGUACGCCCCAAAAAGAAGGGCAAGUGUGCCCGGAGGACCCCCAUUCUUGCGCCCAGCGGGGUGCAGCAGGCCUCCCGGGGCAGCGCGCUCAGGGCCUCCCUCCUGGCGUGGAUCCUGGUGCUGGCGGUUACCCUCCGCUGAGAGCGCGGGAGGGCGGUUGGCGCAGGGCACUGCCACCUAUCUACAAAGGAACAGAAUUUCUUUUUUCUUUUUUUCCACGUGGAGGAUGUUCUGGUUCCAGGGAAAGAAUGGCGGAGGCUUUGGCCAGUCUCUGUCCACGGUCCGGCGGAUUGUUAAGCCCAAACUGUACAGCACCCUCGGAGGAAGGGGAUUUAGAGGCAUCGUCCACCCAGCUGUCACGAACGGCCCUGUCAGAGCACCCCGAAACUGCCCACCCCGGUGAGGAGACAAAACAAACCCUUUAAAAGGACACGAACUGAUCCUUCACGGACCACAACUGUACAGACGCACAGACCAGAGCUGUGUUCUCUACAGAAUCCUGCUCGCUCUAACGGGGCUCAAGACGAGAGGAGGAGGAGGGUCGCCGGAGAAGUCCCCGAAGGGCAUGGACACGCCGCGGAUGGCCCUCACGCGGACGAUGCUCGGACCACCUCCGGCCCCUCGGCCUUCAGGCCUCUCAUUCCCGGGUCUCGGGCAACGCUGGCCUCCCGAGGAGCCGACGAACGACCAAAGGAAAGGUUGUCGGAGGCCGGAACUGGAACUUCCCUGGGAGAAAUGAGGCUCUCGGCGAAGGCGGGGUUCCGAGACUGUUCACUUAUAUAUAUACUCUCUCUCUUUCUAUAUAUAUAAAUGCACAGGCCCUCCCCUUCAGUUAUCAAACUGUACCUCUUAUAUCAUGUUUAUAAACUAUAUGGAAACGGUAUCUGCUGAAGCGAAGGACUGUAGUGGUGAAUUUUUAGUCGGGGAAAACGUUCCAUCAUUUUUUUUGGUCUAGAACAACAUGGCAGCCAUAUUUACCAAACCCCACCCUGGCACGGUCCGAGGUUAGGGGGCGAUGGUGGAGGGACUGGGAGGUGGCAAGCGUCACUUCAGGGGACCAAUUAGCGCAUAGGGCACUUUUUUAUAUGCAAUCCAUUCCCAUCUACCUCCCCUCCCCCUCUGCCACCCCCUCGCACCUCCUAGAGCAGCGUCUGUGCCCCCAGAGCCGCUGGGGGGCUCCCGAGGGAGUGGGGGGGGGGACGGAAGAGCUGAACGGUGACGCCCUUUCAAACAGUGUUAGUCCAACAGGUGUGGACGGUGUAGCUAGCCCAGGGAGUGGGCCAAGAGGAUGGGGUGCAGAGACUCGCGCCCCACCGUUCGGCAUAACCCAGCCGAUGACUUUCCUGAAGCCUGGGGGAGAGGAAGCCCUUGGCAGAGAAGGGUAGGAAGAGCAGCGGGGAGCCAAAGGGGGCACCACUGGGUACACCAAGAAAGGUAAAGGCGGCCCCUGCCCUCACGGAGCUUCUGUUCGGAUGGGGGGCCACUCGCGGGGGGGGGGGCGCUGGGAAGAGCAGCCCCCAAGUGGUCCCUGCAGGAGAGAGCCCAGGAAGAGGGACUUUCACUCUCGCACUGCUCGAUUCACAAGCUAGGGAGAUUUUAGUGGGUGGAGGAAAGCAUGCCAUGGGGAGGAGCUGAGCCCCGGCGGCUAGGACCCUUUCUGUCUUUGAUCCCAAAGCCCCCUCCUCACCUUAGCACAGCCCCCCCCCUUCCCCACACACGAGGGUUGCUGAUAAUUCUUCUGCAUUUUGCACAAACAGCAAACACAAAUUUCCCAUCGGAGAGGGUGUGAGAGGAAAGAGACACUGAAUCCAAUUAGGGAGAGAAAAACAAUAAAAAAAAUGAUCUUGGACAAGAAAA